Amborella trichopoda is the source of this 1493-nucleotide messenger RNA. RefSeq names its product 3-phosphoserine phosphatase (gene PSP). Lineage: Eukaryota; Viridiplantae; Streptophyta; Magnoliopsida; Amborellales; Amborellaceae. The record is from RefSeq and is a predicted model, not a curated record. Gene Ontology annotation, biological process: dephosphorylation; L-serine biosynthetic process. Gene Ontology annotation, molecular function: L-phosphoserine phosphatase activity; magnesium ion binding. Gene Ontology annotation, cellular component: chloroplast; cytoplasm.
UCGAAUUGUACCUCGAGUCCUGGACGCAUCUAGCCCGCCAUUUCCUCCAACGACCACCGUUUCUUCACAUUUAAAUCUUCUCACCCUCCUUUGCCUUUUUUCAAUCUCUCUUCCUUCUCUUUUUUCUAUCUAAAACCAGUGAAGAAGAGGAAGGAAAACCCUCUGCUUUAAUGGCGGGACUCUCUUGUCCCACGACUUCUGUGUACGGAUCCGCCUCGUCUUCUCGCCGCCUCUUACUUUCUCUCUCUAGAUCCGAUAUAAGCAGAGCCAGAGUGGGUGUUCAUUUCCCUGUCAUUGUUGCUCCAUUGAGGACACGCAGGCUGGUCGUCAUGGCUACCUCCCUACAUCAACAACAUCUCUCCAGAUCAAGCAGUCCCCCUUCUCCAGAGGUGUUGAAAGUAUGGCGCAGUGUUGAUGCCGUAUGCUUCGAUGUGGACAGCACUGUCUGCCUGGACGAGGGCAUUGACGAGCUGGCUGCAUUCUGUGGAGCAGGGGAAGUUGUCGCCCAAUGGACUGCCAGGGCAAUGAAUGGUUCUGUUCGCUUUGAGGAUGCACUGGCUGCCAGGCUUUCUCUUUUUAAGCCUUCGUUGAAUCAGGUCAAUGGAUUUCUCGAGAAAAGACCUCCAAGGAUUUCUCCUGGCAUACCUGAGUUGAUGAAAAAGUUGAAAGCUAAUAAGAUUAAUGUUUACUUGGUUUCUGGAGGGUUUCGUCAAAUGAUCAACCCUGUUGCAUCAGCGCUUGGCAUUCCUCCCGAUAAUAUAUAUGCAAAUCAAUUACUGUUUGGUAAGUCGGGGGAGUUUGUGGGGUUUGACACUGAGGAACCAACUUCUCGAAGUGGAGGGAAAGCAACUGCUGUGGAGCUCAUUAAGAGGGUGCAUGGGCACAAGGUUUUAGCUAUGGUGGGAGAUGGUGCAACAGACCUUGAGGCCCGUCGUCCUGGUGGUGCAGACUUCUUUAUCUGCUAUGGAGGAGUUCAACUUCGUGAGAAUGUGGCCGCCAAAGCUGACUGGUUGGUUUUAAGCUUUGACGAUUUGAUAAAUCACCUCGACCGUUAGGAGUGGGCUCGAGCUUCGUAGCACUACUUAUGGAAUCAUUGUGAAAAAUGAGCUUAACAAGUUGGUGGAAACUCGUGACUCUUGAUUUGAGGAAUUUGAAAGGCCAAAAGCGUACCGUAAGUAAAUUGAUUGCACAUAGUUUCAAUAUUUGCAUCCUCAUUGUUAUGCGGCUGACAUUGCUGUAAUUUGAUUUUGCCCUAUAGAUGUGAUUUAUUGGUGAGAAAUAAGCUGCAAAAGGGCAGCUUUUAUGCUCUCUUAAAAAUACUACAGAGUUUGUGGGGCUUCAUGCCUCUGAAUUUUCAUUUUUUCCACCAUUUUGCAAAUUAGCAAAACGGAUGCAAGCUUAAAAUCCUCAAAUGAGCGAAUUGAAUGGACUGCGAAGUUUAAGAUUGUGAACAAAUAUUGUGGCACGGUGAAUGGCAUUUAAGAAUUAGGUUC